Molecule: messenger RNA, 817 nt
Organism: Cottoperca gobio
Lineage: Eukaryota; Metazoa; Chordata; Actinopteri; Perciformes; Bovichtidae
Product: leucine carboxyl methyltransferase 1-like
Biological process (GO): C-terminal protein methylation
Cellular component (GO): cytosol
Molecular function (GO): protein C-terminal leucine carboxyl O-methyltransferase activity
Source: RefSeq, a predicted model, not a curated record
GCUAAUGGCAGCUCGGCAACCCUUCAUAGACUCGGAUACUUCCGAUGAAGCAGUGAGGGCGACCUGUGACGAUGCAACCAUAUGUAAAAGGUUUGCUACCAGUAAAAGCUACUGGAAGGACCCCUAUAUCCAGUACUUUGUUAGAUCUGUCGGGGAGCGGAAGGCACCGGAAAUCAAUAGAGGUUACUAUGCCCGCGUUCAAGGAGUUAACCAUCUGCUCGACGCCUUUAUAAGGAAAACAGAGUGUGACUGUCAAGUAAUCAACCUGGGCGCUGGACUGGACACCACGUUUUGGAGACUUAAGGAUCAGAACCUCAUGCCACGGAAGUUUUUUGAAGUGGACUUUCCAACAGUUGUGGCCAGAAAAAUACACAAUAUCAAAACAAAACCUCCCCUGUCCAAACCCCUCAUUGAAACCCACUCUACAGACUCCUUACUACUUGAUGCCCACAGCCUUGACUCAGACCGGUACUGUAUCAUUGGAGCCGACCUCCGAGACAUCUCCAACCUGGGAAAACUGAAGAAGUUCCAGCUGAAUCCGGAACUGCCGACGUUGCUCCUGUCAGAGUGUGUGUUGGUCUACAUGACGCCUUCCCAGUCGUCCAAUGUCGUUCACUGGGCUGCAGAAACCUUCCCGACCGCCAUGUUCAUCAACUACGAACAGGUGAACAUGAGCGAUCGAUUUGGCCAAGUGAUGAUCGAGAACCUGCAGCGUCGCCAGUGCACCCUGGCAGGAGUGGAGGCCUGCCGGUCUCUGGACUCUCAGAAGGAGCGGUUUCUGAAGACGGGCUGGGAGCACGCUGAUGCUCUGGCAUGA